GUUUUUUUUCCCAAACACAGAGUGACCGUUUUACUGCCAUUUUCGCAUUAUACAAUAUGUAUUGAUACAGGAGCAACACCAUAUUCUUGGCGGUUGCCUGAGGCACUUGCAGGAUACCCACUCAUCAUCAACAAACUGAAGUGGAGGGGGUGCACACACCAACGAUGAAUCGCGGUAAAAGUUUCCUGCGAGCACUGACGGCGGCCCUGUUCUGCUUGCUGACGCUACGGCCCCUGCCCGUAGUUACCAAGAGCCUCCGAGUGAAAGUAGGAGAUAAACACGACGACUAUGAGUAUCAACUGAUUUCACAUUCAUCACAAUACCAGAAGAACGAUCGGUGCCCACCUCCCCCACAGGCAUUGCCAGACAGGGCCUGUGAGGUUCCCAGCUGCAGGUCAGACUCUGAGUGUGAAAGGCACAAACGCUGCUGUUACAAUGGUUGCAUUUAUGCUUGCUUGGAAUCUGUGCAACCACCACCAGUUCUAGAUUGGUUGGUGCAGCCAAAGCCCAGAUGGCUUGGGGGUAAUGGAUGGUUACUCGAUGGACCAGAAGAAGUGCUUCAAGCUGAAGCCUGUAGCACCACUGAGGAUGGGGAUGAACCCCUGCAUUGUCCCACUGGCUAUGAAUGUCACAUCAUAAAUCCUGGGAAUCCUGCUGAAGGAAUUCCAAAUAGAGGACAGUGCAUAAAGCAAAGGGGAAAUAGUGAUGGACGAAAUUUAAGACCAAAAAUUUUCAAGGACUACAAGGAUUAUUUUGGGACUAACUCCAAUAAUGCUGUUGGCUACAAAAAACACCAUCAUAAACAUCUGGGCUAAAGUUGCUGGUGUGAUGGUACAGCAAGAGCCAUUCAAAGGCGCAAUGUGAACAGGAACAUAGCAAUUUCAAAUGUUGUAAAUUUACAGGUAACCUAGAUCAUUAUUAAUGCUUAAGUCACAUAAAUCACAUAUUGACUACUUAUCAUUGAAUGAAGUCCCCAAAUUUGCUGGCAUGGUAAUAACAAGUUAAAGUUUCAAGUGCAUGAAAUAAACAUCAUUUUGUGGCAAGAAGGAGACAAACCACAAGUUGCUAACCACCAGCAACUGCUGGACACUUUGCCUUUAACCUUCCUGUGAAAAUGAAAUAAGUUGCCUUUAAUGAUGCAACACCUGUUAAUGGGGUAUUUUAUGUUUGCAAUAGGCUUCAACUGAGAAAUCAGUAAGGAGUAUGAAAACAGUUACUAAUUAACUAAUAAUUGUUCUGUACAUCCCAUGCAAACUUGCACCCUAGUUCAUCGCUUUAUCAGAUUAGAUUGAUUUGUUGAGGAAUGAGGCAAUUAAAUCAAUGCUGAGUGAAUGUUCGGGCUCCAGGAUUUGGAAAUCCCCACCACUCCAAUGUCAAACCCUUGAAGCAUGUGGGUCUGCAAAUUUGCAAGUAAUUAGUGUGCGAAUUUCAUAAUGAAGGCAGCAGCCUCUCUGAUUUUCAAAUUUCAUUAAUUAAAAAAGUAUGCACUUUUGGACAGAAGGCAGGUGUAUUGAUAUGUAUGUUCCAUAGGGAGAAACCUCAGAACUGCACAUUUUCUGUGAUGAUAAUCUUCGUUUCAAUUUGCUGAUGUUCAAGCUGCCAUGGUAGAACUUGGAUAGCCAUUCAAGUCAUUAAAUUUCACUGGCUAAAGAAAGAGACUUCAUCUUAUCAUUUACCAUUUGGCUAGUUAAUUUUGCUACAUCAUUACUACGUACUUCUGGCAAUUGACAGUGAAAAACAAUAGGAGCUAACGAGUCAGGUAACAACAAAACUCAUUCUGGGACUCCCCACUCCAGCAGCUUCUGGUCCAAAGAGUUUAUCCAUAUUAUAACAAUUAUUUUAGCAUGAAAUUGCACAGAUUUUUGAAACUGAUAGUUGAUCAGGCCUUGUGUUAUUAUCAGCAGCCAUGCCAAACUUAAUGCAAACCAAAUGACAAUAGGUCCUUUUGCAGAAUAGAAGUCACCAGCCGGUAAAAGAAAAAACAUAAAGUCUGUAGCUUUUUUCUUGAUAUUGAAAUACAUAAUGGAGGAAGUAUAACAAAAUGAAAACUUAGAUUUUAUAUAGUACUGUACUUAUAUAACUUUGUACCAUCAACAAAACAAUGUACUGCCAAAGCAUAGUGUCAAAUUAGAAUGUAUAAAGAAAAAAAGUAACUGUAUCUAUAAUACAUCCAAUAAGCUAAUCUACAUAUCUUUUAAAGUACUGAUUAUGUUAAAUACAUAUUCAGUAUUUUUCAUUUAAACUCCAAUAUGAGGCUAUUGCCUCAUUUUUUUAAAUGCCUUUUAGUUUAUUCCUCUUAUUACAACUUGCAUGUUUGGAAUGCAAUACAGGCGACUGCUGCAUUUAAGGCCGUUUGGGUAACAGGAGUUUCUCUCUCAGAAUUCACAAAUCACUACCCAAGUAUUUGAGAUACAGAAUAAAAUUUGCUCUCACGGAAUUUAUGAAAAUGUAAAUAAAUCAACAAUAAAUGUAUUUUCUUUCAACUCGUGUGUCUUGAUUCACGUGCAGAUAAUGCGAUUUCGCAUUAUGGCAAAUUGUGAUAUGGACCAUUUUUUUAAGGAACACAAUCCCACCCCUCCCGCCAUAACGCGGGGGUCGCCUGUACUUCCAACAUUCUUUCAAAUAAUACACAUUUCAUAAUUUACAUAAAUGUUUAAUUCAUUGAAUUUAAAUAAAGUCUUGUUGCAAGCAUGCUUGAUAUCCAAUAACAAAGCAGCAAUUGUUUCUUGGCUGAAAAGUUGAACUUGCUUGGGAUUAUAUUUCUCUUUUGCAAUUGAUUGUAAUUUCAUAUUGAAUUCCACCAUAGUUACAUGGAGGGAAGAGGGUACUGGGGACUUAUAAAUGUCAUGUUAUUUAUUAUGAACCUGAAACUCUAACUAGAUAUAUUAGCAUAGUUUAAGAGCAAGUUAUUCAGUAACAAGGGUCAAUGUACUGUAGUGUAUGUAGUGCAUCUCAACCAAAGAAGGUGACCCAACUGAACUGAUAGUUGUCUAUCAUUAUCCUUUGGUCAGUUUGUUUGUCCUCAGUUACAGUGGGACUAUUGCUAAUUUUUUUAUUUAAUUCAUAUCAAAAGUGAAAUGACUUUAACUCUCAUAAUACAGCAGGAUUGGAAAAGAUUUCCAUUCAUGUUGUUUUUCAUCUUUCACGUCUGGACACUUCAUUAUGAAUUGCAAUGAUUGUUGUGUAGCAGAAACAUAUGGGAUAUAAUAUUGUACCACUUUGCUUAGUACGAGUAUCAAUGUUCAUGAACCUUCUGUUAUGCUUAUUAAAUUAGUAAAAGUAAAUGUAGACCAAUAAUAAGCUAGCUGCCAAGAAUUUUACUGUAUGAGCCAUUUCUCAAAUGUUGCCACAUUGAGGUAUAACUUCCUUUAUUAAUGAUUCCCUUUAGGUUAAUGUUAACACUUCCAGUAAUGUUAGCAAUUGGAGAAAAAUCUACUGCCCAGAAAUUCAGCCCUGGUCAGCAGUGUGAAAUGUAUGUUAGCAUAUUGUACAGUACCUCCAAAAUUCAUUCCAGUAAAGUCAAUGGAAGUGAAAUUCAUAAUUUUCUUAGUGACACAGUAUUUCUUUAAAAACCUUCUUAAUUGUGAACUUUUAAAUUAUCACAGCUCUACAUACCUGUGAUUGUUUUUUCCAUAACAAGGUGACACAUUCACCACUUUAACCUUCAAUAUCUCCGAGAGCUGCAGAGAACUGUGUUGCAACAUACUGUACAUUACCCUACACCUCCCUCCAACCAACUCCCACACCACUCACCCCAAAUCCUAAAGACAAAUAAACAAGCUCGCAGUGAGCACUGGCAUUAAUUUCAAAUAACCUACUUCUCCAAAUACAGGGAUAUUUACAUUAAAAAAAAAUCAAGCCCACUUUUUAAUACUUGCAGUGAAUUUGCAGUAACUGAACAUGAAGAUGACUUGUUGUGGACGUCAACAGCCAUCACUUAUAUCUUGCCUGGUUCCAUGCUUUCGCAAAUAAUGCUUUUGUCCAAUAGACGUACCUAAUGGCCAAAUAUCCGUCCAUGUGAAUAUAAUCAAUUUCCUUCAUUACUUUUGAAUAUUCCAAUCAUAAUUUCUCUCCAAAGUAAGAGGUCCCACUAGCCCCUUAAAGGUUGUCCUGUUCAGAAGGAUCAGUUGAGAAAUUUGGAAAUCAUUAUAUCUGGUAAUUGUUGGGGGAGGGAUUAGAAUCAAAAUGUGAUUGAAUUCAUAAUGGUUUUAUU
This is a messenger RNA of Pristis pectinata (smalltooth sawfish), 4213 nucleotides long. RefSeq names its product WAP four-disulfide core domain 1 (gene wfdc1). Gene Ontology annotation, biological process: regulation of cell growth. The transcript has 7 exons. Gene Ontology annotation, cellular component: extracellular region. Lineage: Eukaryota; Metazoa; Chordata; Chondrichthyes; Rhinopristiformes; Pristidae. The record is from RefSeq and is a predicted model, not a curated record. Gene Ontology annotation, molecular function: peptidase inhibitor activity. Bases 165 to 815 code for a protein of 216 amino acids.